AUGAGCCACGACCAAUUCAUCCUGGAGAUGAACCCCUCGCCUCUUGAAGAGCAGGACGCGGACCUUCCUGUCGAGGCAUCAAGCGAAACUCUCCAGACUGCACUCAUGGAUUAUCAAGAGCUUGCUCUCAACUUCUGUCAGUGUGCUAAGGACGUCAAUACCGCCUUGGGUGGCGGCAAUCCAGCCCGCAUCGCAAUCAGACAGUUCGAGGAAAACACAAACAUCGACCUCAAGAUAAUCGACCUAGCCAAGCACGAUAAUCUCGACCAGUACAUUCAGUGGAUGGCCCUUGACAAGGCAUACCGGGAGGAGAAUGCCAACGAGAACAAACACGUGCGCGCUCUGAUCAGCGUAGUGGAUGAGAUGAUCAGAGCCGAGAAGCGUAUCAGAGAAGUCUUUCCUGAUGAGCUGCUGCAGAAGGCUGGAUCUGAGAUGGUCGAGGAGUUUGAGCAGAACACGAAGGAGGUGGCCGAAUGCAAGGCUAACUUCAUGAAGGCCUGCAACGAUAUCAUCUAUCGCAAGCUAUGAACAGCAGAGUUUCAUGCCUGUCCCUCCGCGACGGAUUCCGAGAUUGAGGCGACCGAUGCAAUGAAGGAGUGAACGUCAUUGUUGACUAGGUCCAGUUGAGAUUCGUGGGUGGUAGAGCUCUCACUGGUGAAGGAGCUCAAGCGCUGUCGCCUUGCGUACUUCGAGGGACCGUACACGAAUACCGUAGCUGCUCUCAAUCACAUCUUUCUUUCACUUUUUGGCUUCCGUCCUCAUAACUAUUUUGGUGGCGUUUCAUUUUCGCAGUAUCACUCUUCUCUUCUU
Aureobasidium pullulans EXF-150 is the source of this 810-nucleotide messenger RNA. RefSeq lists its product as uncharacterized. The record is from RefSeq and is a predicted model, not a curated record. Lineage: Eukaryota; Fungi; Ascomycota; Dothideomycetes; Dothideales; Saccotheciaceae. Bases 1 to 528 code for a protein of 175 amino acids. The transcript has 2 exons.